AUGCCAAGUGGUCCUAUUAAAACUGCGCUCACGGAAACAUUUUCUGUGCAGCAUCCGAUCAUGCUUGCUGGCAUGAACGUAGCUGCUGGCCCAAAGUUGGCAGCCGCCGUAACUAACGCUGGUGGACUUGGUGUCAUUGGCGGCCUCGGCUACACUCCAAAAGUGCUCCGCCAACAGAUACGAGAAAUUAAGGAUCAGCUUACCGAUAAAAACGCCCCUUUCGGCGUCGACUUGCUUCUUCCGCAAGUCGGAGGCAAUGCUCGCAAAACCAACUAUGACUACACCAAGGGACAAUUGCCCGAGUUAUUGGAUGUUAUUAUCGAUGAAAAGGCCGCGCUCUUUGUUUGUGCGGUUGGUGUUCCGCCCAAGAGUGCGGUUGAGAAGUUACACAAGGCUGGUAUUCCUAUCAUGAAUAUGGUUGGCCAUCCAAAGCAUGUUGCCAAGGCCUUGGAGGCCGGCGUUGACAUUAUUUGCGCUCAGGGAGGAGAGGGCGGUGGACACACUGGACACGUCCCUACUAGCAUUCUUAUUCCCGCUUGCGUUGACGCAGUCAAGGGCCACAAAUCCCCAUUGACCGGUAAACCUGUAUUUGUAGUUGCCGCCGGAGGCAUAUUUGAUGGGCGCGGCCUCGCUGCAGCACUCAUGUGGGGAGCACAGGGCGUGUGGGUUGGCACGAGCCUAAAGAAAGCUGGUCACGAAGAUAUCAUGCGUACGUUGAUCUUCACUGGCCGACCGCUAAAUGUCUAUAUUACCGACUACAUCAGAGAUUGGGAGACAAAGCGUCAGGCUGAGAUUAAAGAGCUAAUUAACAAGGGAAUUAUUCCUCACGAGCAUGAGCUUGAAAAGCACCCUGAAAAGUCUCUCGCUGGCCGUCGUUUCUUGAUGGGUAAUGUUGCUGCCAUCAUCAAAGAUGUACUCCCGGCCAAGACUAUUGUUGAUAACAUGGUAUCUGAAGCUUUGGAUUGUAUCAGCCGAGCCAACGGAAUGGUCGGAGGAAAACCUAGGCUAUGA
Molecule: messenger RNA, 1011 nt
Organism: Rhizoctonia solani
Lineage: Eukaryota; Fungi; Basidiomycota; Agaricomycetes; Cantharellales; Ceratobasidiaceae
Product: Nitronate monooxygenase
Exons: 14
Coding region: 1-1011 (336 amino acids)
Molecular function (GO): nitronate monooxygenase activity
Source: RefSeq, a predicted model, not a curated record